CAAACUGAGCUAAGGAGUGGUUUUGUUUUGCGGAACGAGUGCACAGUCCGUGUUUUAGAGUACGCAAUCGCCGGAUCGGCUCGGAAGUGCACGGAGGCGACGGGGGUGGACCGGUGCUGUAACGAGGAGGAAGGCGAGAUUAAAGGAGGUUUGCUAUUAUCGAGUAGGGUGAGUUUGACGCAGAAAUAGAAGGAGUAGACGGUGUCGAUAUAAUAGAGCGCAUCGGAAGCUUGCCCAAGAUACAGAUCAGAUAGGAAACGUGCUGGCACUGCGACCAAGAAGAACCAAGAUGCUGAUACCAGCAACCAGCACAUAUCCACCACCUCUCUUUCGCAGCUUUGAUCUUUUACCUCACAACAACAGCAGCCCACGACAUCAAACUAGUAAGAGCGAUAUCGGGGACGAACCGAGCAAUGGAGACGACGAACUGAGUUUGACGUUUUCAAGCCCUUCGAAGGCGAGGAAGUUAAAAAAGAGACCUAAACCUAGUUUUCGCGGUGGUUUCUUUUUUUUUUGUUUUUUUUUUUUCAUCUUGGCUCUGCUUCUGUUUUCUGAUUCGGGGCGAACGGUUGCCUGUUUUGUGGGUUCGGAAGCGCUGUGGCACUGGAGAGCGGAUCUGAGGAGCGGUGGAAUCAGUGGGUUGUAUAAAUUGUUGUAUAUUUGUUGUUUAUUUGUUGUCUAUUUAACGGUUGACAGGCCGAAAAGUGGUAAAUUGGCUUGGCCACGGAAGCGCUCCGAGCAACGCCGGAUGAGACAGAGAUAAGGGCGAAUGCCAGUAAAUAGCAGAGGAAAACAACCAGAGCAGCAGAGAAGGCCAAAGAGAAGAAAAACGAGGAAGAGCUUCUC
Messenger RNA from Myxozyma melibiosi, 846 nucleotides. RefSeq lists its product as uncharacterized. NCBI's taxonomy places the organism in Eukaryota, Fungi, Ascomycota, Lipomycetes, Lipomycetales, Lipomycetaceae. The transcript has a single exon. The coding region runs from base 290 to 763 and encodes 157 amino acids. The record is from RefSeq and is a predicted model, not a curated record.